Molecule: messenger RNA, 4616 nt
Organism: Chelonia mydas (Green sea turtle)
Lineage: Eukaryota; Metazoa; Chordata; Testudines; Cheloniidae
Gene: OSBP2
Product: oxysterol binding protein 2
Exons: 14
Coding region: 29-2452 (807 amino acids)
Cellular component (GO): cytosol; membrane; intracellular membrane-bounded organelle
Molecular function (GO): cholesterol binding
Source: RefSeq, a predicted model, not a curated record
GGCGGGGCGGAGGCGCGGGGCCGGGCCUAUGGGGAGGGCGGCCGCUCUGUGCAGCGGCGGCACCCGCGGGCUGGUCUCCGUCCUCGGCGCCGUCCCCUGCCUGGCCUGCGAGAACCCGCCGGGCCCCGGCCGCCCCGCCGCGCCGGCCAUGAGCGCGGGCGGCGAGCCGGGCAGGGGCGGCGGGGCCGGGCUGGGGGCCCCGGCCGCCCCCGCCGCGCCCGGCCCCGACACCUACAAGGGCUGGCUCUUCAAAUGGACCAACUACCUGAAGGGCUACCAGCGCCGCUGGUUCGUGCUCAGCAACGGGCUGCUCAGCUACUACAGGACACAGGCUGAAAUGGCUCACACCUGCCGCGGAACCAUCAACUUGUCAACAGCGCACAUUGAUACAGAGGACUCCUGUAACAUCGUACUCUCCAAUGGGGGAAGGACAUACCAUCUAAAGGCAAGCUCCGAAGUGGAGAGGCAACGAUGGGUCACUGCUUUGGAGCUGGCCAAAGCAAAAGCUAUCCGUAUGAGGAACAACCAGUCAGAUGACUCUGGUGAUGAGGAACCAACCUCGCAGUCUGACAAGAGUGAGCUGCACAGCACUCUGAAAAGCCUCGCCAGUAAGCUGGAGGAUCUAAGCACGUGCAAUGACCUUAUUGCCAAGCACGGGGCGGCUCUCCAGAGGUCCCUGAGUGAGCUGGAGAACCUGAAGCUGCCUGCCGAGAGCGGGGAGAAGAUCAAAGCCGUCAAUGAGCGAGCCACCCUCUUCCGGAUCACCUCCAAUGCUAUGAUCAAUGCUUGCCGCGACUUCCUGGAGUUAGCCGAGAGCCACAGUCGGAAAUGGCAGCGGGCUCUACAGUAUGAGCGGGAGCAGAGGAUCUGCCUGGAGGAGACAAUUGAGCAGCUAGCCAAACAACACAACAGCUUGGAACGGGCCUGCCGGGGAGCCCCCGGCCUGUCCUCGAGCGCCACCGCAGUCAGCAGCACUUCCAAGGGGAGUGUGCCGCCUGCCAAAGGGGAAGCCAGUGAUGAAGAUGAGGAGACAGAGUAUUUUGAUGCCAUGGAGGAUGCACCAGCUUUUAUCACAGUAGCCGCAGACCCCAAACAUCACAGGCGUUCUGGCAGUAACCUGAGCGGGGCCAGCGAGGGGCACCCUGAGGACUGGAACCUGGAGGACAAUGUCUUUGAGAGCGCAAAUAAAACUGGCUACAAUGAAUCAACGGGCAAAGACGUCCUGCCGAAGAAGAGGAGACGAACGCGCAUCCCAGACAAACCCAACUACAGCCUUAACCUCUGGAGCAUAAUGAAAAACUGCAUUGGCAAAGAACUGUCCAAGAUCCCUAUGCCUGUAAACUUCAAUGAGCCACUUUCCAUGCUGCAGAGGCUGACCGAGGACCUGGAAUACCACGAGCUGCUGGACAAAGCCGUGAAGUGCGAGAGCUCCACCGAGCAGAUGUGUUUCGUUGCUGCAUUUUCAGUGUCUUCCUACUCAACGACUGUGCACCGCACUGCAAAGCCGUUCAACCCCCUGCUGGGGGAGACGUACGAACUCGACCGGCUAGAUGAGCUUGGCUUCCGAUCGCUCUGCGAGCAGGUGAGCCAUCACCCACCAGCUGCGGCCCAUCAUGUGUAUUCCAAGCAAGGCUGGACGCUGUGGCAGGAAAUUACAAUUGCCAGCAAGUUCAGGGGCAAAUACCUCUCUAUCAUGCCACUGGGUGCCAUCCAUCUAGAAUUUCACUCCAGCGGGAACCACUAUGUCUGGAGGAAGGUCACCUCCACCGUUCACAACAUCAUUGUGGGCAAGCUCUGGAUCGACCAGUCUGGUGACAUAGAGAUUGUUAACCACAAGUCAAAAGAUAAAUGCCAGCUGAAAUUUACUCCCUACAGCUAUUUCUCCAGAGACGUCCCCCGAAAGGUGACGGGCGUGGUAACGGACGCUGAUGGGAAGGCGCAUUACGCCAUGUCUGGCACGUGGGACGAAAAUAUGGAGUGCUCCAAGAUAGUUCAGAGCAGCCAUGGCAGCACCAGCUCGGAGGGCAAGCAAAAAACCGUCUACCAGACGCUGGCCCCAAAGGUCCUGUGGAAGAAAUAUCCUCUCCCGGAGAAUGCCGAGAACAUGUAUUUCUUCUCUGACCUGGCCCUGACCCUUAACGAGCCUGAGGAACGAGUGGCCCCCACAGACAGCAGGCUGAGGCCUGACCAGCGGCUCAUGGAGAAUAGCAAGUGGGAUGAGGCCAACGUGGAGAAGCAGAGGCUGGAGGAGAAGCAAAGGGCCGUCCGUCGCAGGCGGGAGGCAGAAGCCGUGGAGGCCUUGGAGGAAGGCAAAGACUAUGAAGGCUACAUCCCGCUGUGGUUUGAGAGGAAGGUGGAUCCCCUGACAGGGGAGCUGAUCUGUGUUUACAAAGGUGGAUACUGGGAAGCCAAGGAGAAACAGGACUGGGAUCUGUGCCCUGAUAUCUUCUGAGCUGCUCCUCCCAUGCCAGGCUGGCAGGCCACAGGAGAGGAGGAGGAGGAGCACCUGGGACGCAUCGGGCAGCAUCCUGCUGUUUAUGUCACAGCGCACAGAAACACACACAGAGUAAAUAAAUACAGAAAUUUAAAAGAAAAUAAAUCAAAACAGGGAUUCCAAACCUAUUUUUUUAUGCACUAAUAAAAUAGCGUUCAGUGUUUUUUUUAACGGUGACAGUUUUUUAGCUACUAAUUAGGAACAAGGACACAUUGAUUUGGUUCAUUUUUAGCCUAGCGUAUUUAUUGCUGUCCGAAGUUGCUGCCUAUAUUUUUUGAAGCCUCAGCUUUGUUAACUGAGACGUCGACUUCCAAAGAGGCACGCGUUGCGGGGAGACGAUGCACAGCGCUUGGAGCUCUUCCUUCUGACUUUUCCCCCGUUUGCCUAUGGACUUAAUUUUUAAAAAAUCUGCUUGUGGUUCAGGUUCCUUUUUAAAGGCACAAGCAACUCUCAGCUCCCAGUCGUCUCCGAAGCUCUAGGGAGAAGACGACUUUUCUAGAGACGGUAGAUUAGGUGCUUAUUCCUAGGUUCUCCCCAUAGUUCCCAGCAGUGCCCCAUGCUCCCAUAGCUAUGCAUUAGGUUAUUUCUGAAGCUCUUUAGGUGACUUUUGGGGGGAUUGUUUGAGUGGAUUUUUUCUGAUCUGCAAUAUUUAGUUGAUAUUUUUUAGAACCGUCUCUAACAAGAUGCUUUUUUGAUUUUUCCUUUCAACUGUGUCUUACUGGGAAACCGUUCCUUACAGAGAGCAGAAAAGAGGUGAUCUGUCUAGGGAGACUUUUUAAACCUGCCCUCAGUCAGAGUAGAGUCAGUCUUUGUGGACUAGAGCCAAGACCCUUACUCAGCAGUUCAUAGAUACCACCAGUGCUCGUCGGGAUCCAUAGCCCACCCAAGCCCGGCUCCUCGAGGCCCCUUCCCCCUCCAUGUCUCACAGUACUAAUUAAUGUUCCCAGCUCUCUACGCCUUCCUGCAACGCUUUCCAGGCAGGGUUUGGGCUCUGAGCUGCCCUUCGGCCACCAGGCGAAAAGGUUGAGGCAUGGAUGGUGCUGUCAUGUUGCAGUCAGUGUCAGCCCCCUAACGGACAGUCGGAGGUGCAGGGAACAGUGGCGCUCGUUUAGGCAAAGCAGCAGUAAGGUUCGUGGCGAGCUCGGUGUGAGAGCCCGGAAGUGUAGUCGGAGGCUCUCGAACAAGCAGAUGGCUCCCCCUCCCCUUUUCCUUUCCCCCAUUCCCUUGGCUUCCUUCCACUUGCACCCCAUCCUCCUGCUAUCUCCGUGGCGAUCUUUCUCUUGUGCCCACCCCCAAUCUGGUGUCAUCUCCUUAGGCUCUACUCCCCUCCCCCAGCCUGGGCCACUGACUUCAGUGUGCAGGGUGGGUUGGGGAGCAGAGCAUGGGGGGUUCAGCAGAGGAGCGGGAGGAGAGACGUAGUUAUCUGGCAGGAUGCCCCAGCUCCAGCACAGGGACCCUGAGUGAGGCUGGCUCUGUGUUAUGACUGGCUGCCAGUCGCUCUGGCUCAGUCACAUGUGACUCGUGGAUCCCAGUUCCCGCUCCCCUGAUGCACAGAUGGGCCAGAUCCAAGAUCCCCAAACGCAGCUGGAGGGAUGCAGGAUUCCAGCAUGGCCCCCGUGACUAUAAUGGGCCCUGGGCGGUGUCCCACCUCUGGCAGGACUGAGCCUACUUGCUGAGCUCUGUCACAGGUGCACGGGAAAAGCCCAGAGACUUUUGGGCAGAAGGGGCGAGGGCAGCCUGUUCCUGCACUGCAGAGGGUGCUUGGGGCUCGCAUCAGCUGCUGGAAAUGGGGCACAACCUUGUAAUGGCCCAGUAGAAAGCUGAGUGCACUGUGGGCCACUGGCCCCGCUCUGCCCUAGGGCCCUCCCUUGGUUCCCUGCAGGAAGGUGGCAGGCAAUGGUUUGCUUUCAGUGCUGUGUGCAGGCACCAGUCCUGGACUGUCACUGACGGCUCCAGCUCAGCCCGUGCUGCAGGGCUUAUUUAGAUCCAUGCAGUACUGCAGACACUCCCCUCGCCCCCACCGCAGGGCUGGACGAGCAGCAGGCCACCCCAGACCAGGGCCCGUUCCCUAGACCGUUGCUGCUGAGUGGCAGAUAGCAACCCCUCUCCUCCUCACGUCCCU